Messenger RNA from Epinephelus moara (kelp grouper), 732 nucleotides. RefSeq names its product acid phosphatase 1 (gene acp1). The record is from RefSeq and is a predicted model, not a curated record. Lineage: Eukaryota; Metazoa; Chordata; Actinopteri; Perciformes; Serranidae. Gene Ontology annotation, biological process: protein dephosphorylation. Gene Ontology annotation, cellular component: cytoplasm. The transcript has 6 exons. Bases 9 to 485 code for a protein of 158 amino acids. Gene Ontology annotation, molecular function: acid phosphatase activity; non-membrane spanning protein tyrosine phosphatase activity.
AGAUCAACAUGGCGGUCUCCGGUAACAAGUCGGUUCUGUUCGUCUGCUUAGGGAAUAUUUGCAGAUCCCCCAUCGCUGAAGCCGUCUUCGCGAAGAUGGCAACAGACGCCGGCAUUGUUGAUAAGUGGAGGAUAGACAGUGCUGCCACCUCCACCUAUGAGAUAGGAAACUCUCCAGACCACCGCGGUCAAGCCUGCAUGAAGAGUCACGGCGUGCCCAUGAGGCACGUGGCCAGGCAGGUGACCAAGGACGACUUCUUGAGCUUUGAGUACAUUCUCUGCAUGGAUGAGAGCAAUUUAAGAGAGUUGAACAGGAAAGCAAAACAAGUGAAAAACGACCACGCAAAGAUCGAGCUUCUUGGUUCAUACGACCCACAGAAGCAGCUCAUCAUCAAUGACCCGUAUUAUGGGAGCGACGAAGACUUUGAGAAGGUGUACCAACAGUGUGUACGUUGCUGCAAAGCAUUCCUGGAGAGGAACUCGUAACAACAUCUGACCUGAGCCAGUCUUUGCUGAAAUCUGUUAGAUUAGCAUAAAACAUUUACCAAAUAUGUUUUGACUGUGUCACACAAGCACUGUAUAACCCUCUUGUGGAUGUCACUAGACGAGCACAAAACAUUUGUGUUAGUGUUGUAAAUGUAACACAAACCACACAAUGUGUACAUUUGGAAAGAUGCUGUUUGGACAAGUUUGUAGACUGUAAAUUCUGGUGGUAAUAAAGCACUUACAUGAA